AUGCUGCGACAACUAGCUGCGCGGCUGCCUCUCGGCAACCGGGCCUCGAUUGCCCCCAGAAGCAGCACUGCAGCCGCCACCGCUCUGCGCCGAACCACUGGCCUUUCCCUCCCUAAACGGACCAUGGCGACAGUCUCCGUCGAGGGCAUCCCCAAGGAACCCACCGACCUCGACCAGAUCACGACCCUGCCCAACGGCCUGCGCGUCGCCUCCGAGGCUCUGCCCGGCUCCUUCGCCGGCGUCGGCGUGUACGUCGAGGGCGGCUCGCGCUUCGAGGACGCCUCCCUGCGGGGUGUCUCGCACAUCAUGGACCGGCUCGCCUUCAAGUCGACCGCCGCGCGGUCUGCCGACGCCAUGCUCGAGCGCGUCGAGGCGCUCGGCGGCAACUUCCAGUGCGCGAGCUCCCGCGAGAGCAUGAUGUACCAGGCGGCCACCUUCAACGCGGCCGUCCCGCAGGCGGUCGAGCUGCUGGCCGAUACUAUCCGCGAGCCCCGGCUGACGGCCGAGGAGGUGGCGGAGCAGAUCGAGACGGCGCGCUACGAGAUCGCCGAGAUUUGGGGCAAGCCGGAGCUGAUCCUGCCGGAGCUGGUGCACACGGCCGCGUACAGGGACAACACGCUGGGCAACCCGCUGCUGUGCCCGGAGGAGCGCCUGGCUGAGAUUGACCGCGACACGGUGCUGCGGUACAGGGAGCGCUUCUACCGCCCGGAGCGCAUGGUGCUGGCGUUUGCGGGCGUCGAGCACGAGGUGGCCGUGGACCUAGCCCGCCAGUUUUUCGGCGACAUGGCCACGACGGCGUCGGCUUCCUCGUCCCGCCGAGGUUCCGAAUCCAGCAUCGCCGCGUCUACUUCUUCCACGUCCUCCGCGAGCAGCAGCAGCGCAGCCGCCUCCUUUUCUACAUCCGCCUCCUCCCACGCCGCCCACACCACCACAUCCUACUCCCCUGCGUACCCUCCCUCGCGGUACACCGGCGGCUUCUUGACGCUGCCCGCGCAGCCUCCAUCGCUGCACAAGACCAACUUCACGCACGUCCACCUCGCCUUCGAGGGCCUGCCCGUCGCCUCGCCCGACAUCUAUGCUCUCGCCACGCUGCAGACGCUCCUCGGCGGCGGCGGCUCCUUCUCCGCCGGCGGGCCCGGCAAGGGCAUGUACUCGCGUCUCUACACCAACGUCCUCAACCAGCACGGCUGGGUCGAGUCCUGCGUCGCCUUCAACCACAGCUACACCGACUCAGGCCUCUUCGGCGUCUCCGCCUCGUGCCUCCCCGGCCACACCAGCGCCGUCCUCGACGUCGUCUGCCAGGAGCUGCGCGCCCUCCCCCUCGAGGCCGGCCUCUCCCGCCUCGGCGAGGCCGAGGUCGCCCGCGCCAAGAACCAGCUGCGCUCCAGCCUGCUGAUGAACCUCGAGAGCCGCAUGGUCGAGCUCGAGGACCUGGGUCGCAGCGUGCAGGUCCACGGCAAGAAGGUGCCCGUAAGGGAGAUGUGCGCCAAGAUCGAGGCGCUCACGGUGGCGGACCUGCGGCGCGUGGCGCGCGAGGUGCUCGGCGGCAUGGCGGGCGGUGGUGGCAGCGGCGCGCCGACGGUGGUGCUGCAGGAGGCGCAGGCGUACGGGCUGACGAGCCACACCAUGACGUGGGACCAGAUCCAGGACCGCAUCGACGGGUGGAAGCUGGGUCGCAAGCCGUGA
This is a messenger RNA of Cordyceps fumosorosea ARSEF 2679, 1686 nucleotides long. Its product is annotated as mitochondrial processing peptidase alpha subunit. NCBI's taxonomy places the organism in Eukaryota, Fungi, Ascomycota, Sordariomycetes, Hypocreales, Cordycipitaceae. Gene Ontology annotation, molecular function: metal ion binding; metalloendopeptidase activity. Bases 1 to 1686 code for a protein of 561 amino acids. The record is from RefSeq and is a predicted model, not a curated record. The transcript is spliced from 2 exons. Gene Ontology annotation, cellular component: mitochondrion.